Molecule: messenger RNA, 3991 nt
Organism: Antechinus flavipes (yellow-footed antechinus)
Lineage: Eukaryota; Metazoa; Chordata; Mammalia; Dasyuromorphia; Dasyuridae
Gene: TNFRSF10B
Product: TNF receptor superfamily member 10b
Exons: 9
Coding region: 909-1913 (334 amino acids)
Biological process (GO): positive regulation of apoptotic process; TRAIL-activated apoptotic signaling pathway
Cellular component (GO): cell surface; plasma membrane
Molecular function (GO): protein binding
Source: RefSeq, a predicted model, not a curated record
UCGAAGAUCACAGACUCUCAAGAAGUCCAUGGAUAAAUUUCAGUGUUGCAAACAUAAAAAAAUAAACAAAAAAUAAAUGAAUGAAUGAAUGAAUAAAUGACGACCCAUGCUUUCCACUAAUCUCUAGCUGAAAUUUGGCGUUUUCCUUCAAGUAUGUUUAACCAGAGCAUCGAAAGCCAACACAUUCCUUAUAUACCACAAACAUAUCUUGUAAGCACAAAUAUUUUGCGGCUGCAAGUCACUUUGGACCGAGAAUCUCCAACCUAACAAAUUCUAAAAUUCUAAAAAAAAAAAAAAGCCCAACAAAAACUAAAAAAUCAACUAACUUUUCUGAAAGCAAACUCCUGUUGUGCAACCUAGGGAAUUUCCACAGAACCCCUCCUCCAUCGGUGUUGAGGACCGAGGAGUCUUAGCUCCUUCUUGGAUCCCGCCUACUUGGGGGCGUGGUUCGUGUUGGACUUGAUGUUGAGACCAAACGCGCACUACAAACUGAACAUUUUUUUCCUUGCUCUACAGAGGAGAAAGAUCUCCUGCUUGACGCUUCUGAGACAAGUGCGGCGCGAGCUGCUUUCCCUUUCACAAAUAGGGCGCAGGCUCACUUGACUGAAUCGAACGUGGUCUUCCUUACUCGAGAAAGUAGAAAGUUCUUCCUUGCGCUUCUGAGGCUAGUGAGGCGCAGGCUACUCUGACUUACACAGGUGGAGCGUAAGCUGCUCAUCUGAACAGAACCGAACGUGAUCUUCCUUAAGCGAUGGAGGACUAAGGUCCUCCAGGAACGCGUUUCUGAGACUAGUGAGACGCACUGCUCGGCCAAACACGUGUGGGGGCAGGCGGCCCAUUUGGACAGAACCGAACUCGGUCGGAUUGAGCGUCACCGCAAACCCCUGGGAAACUUUCAUCCCGGGGGGAUGUGCCGCUCUAGGAGGACGGCGGGUCCGGUCCCUUGGAAGGAUCUCACUUAUGUGUUCCUGAGCUUGUUUCUUGUUGAUUCAGUCGGCACCAUGAUGGCAGGCCCCCAGCAGCACCAGAAACAUGGCCUGGAUGUCCAAUGUCCAGCAGGACAAUACCUGAAGACUCUUUUGGCCCAUAAUAGAACAGUAGUGUGUGCGCCCUGCCGCAGUGGGAUAGACUUUACUGAGUACCCCAACGGACUUCCCUCCUGCAUCCCUUGUCAGAUCUGCAAGCCAGGCCAGAAAGAGGUGAAACCGUGUACCAUCACCCAGAAUACCCAGUGUCACUGCAAGUCUGGCACCUUCUGUCCAAAAGACCAUCCCUGCGAGAUCUGCAAAAAGUGUAAAUUCAAGUGCCCCAAAGGGAUGGUAGAAAUCAAUCCUUGCAGCCCCUGGAGUGACUUGGAGUGUGAUGGACCUCUGCCAUCAGACACAAGAAAUCUUUGGAUAAGAUUUCUAUUGUUGAUGGUAGCAAUAUUCCUCGUGGUUGGUCUCUUCGGCAUUUUUUUCCUCCAUCUUUUGUGUGAAGGUAAGAUAGUUGAUCCAGAAAACCCCAAGCCUCCUGAGAACAUCAAGAUGAAUGGCCUUCUAAAUCCACAGUCACAGUCACAGUCACAGUCACUAUUCCCAGCUGAUGGUAACCAUAUAAAGACUUUGGAGAAGUCUUUUAAUAUCUUUGAAGAGGAGGUACCUUGGGGAUCCUGGGACAAGUACAUGAGGCAGCUGGAUCUGAGUGACAAUGACAUCCUUUUAGUCAAAGAAACUGAGCCAAAUGUUAAAGAACGUCCACAUAGACUGCUCAUGACAUGGCUGAGUAAAACUGGCAAAGAUGCCAGUGUGAAUUGCCUACUGAGGACCCUGGACCAGAUACAACAGAAAGCUGCCAGACAAAACAUUCAGGACAGACUCAUCAGGAGCAACCUCUAUAUCUGUCAGGAAAGAGAGGAUGAAAACACAAAUUAAGGAAGGGGCUUCAGAUGUCUUAUUCUGUGAAUACAUUAACUUUGAAUGAACAAAGAAUAACCAGACGUGAAGGAUAUGCAGAUACUUGAUUUCUAAGGAUUCUUGUUUUCCCCCAUUUGUAAAACCAAGAGAUAGUUCAUCAAGGGCCUGUUUCUCAUGGGGUUUCUGGUCUUAAGAUGGGUAUCAGGGUAUUUUGCUUUGUAUGCCCUAGAACUCACUGCCUUACGGUAGCAGGUAAGAGUUAUAUGUAGGGAUUAUUUAUAUAUUUAUCUUAAAAUUUGUGUCUAUAUGUUCAUGUAUAUGAACACCUGUGUCGAUACUGGUUGUGGGGCAUCAGCUGCCAAAAAAAAAUGGAAACUGGAAAAUGUCUAAAAAUCUUCCAGGCCAAAGAGGUUUUUCCUUUCUGUAGUCUGCUUUCUGUGUUCUUUUGUUCUGCGGUUAUUUCUCUCUUAGACCACUUUGGAUAAAACAGUGAAAGGAGGAAGCUGGAGAAUGGGGGUUUGGGGGAAGUAGAUAGUCAACAGCUACUUUCCCGAAGUCUUGCCAUAUUCUGAAGGCCUGUGAUUUUUCAAGGUCUUAUCUGUUUACAUCUAUAUGAUUACAGUAUUAUCAAUAUGCUGUCCGUGUUAUAAACCCUUGCCUAAAAUAAGUGUUGCUUUUUUGAGGCCUAAGAUACAAUACAGGUGGUUCUCAGAAAUGUUUUUUAUUCUAUACUUUUUAAAAAAGCAAAUUAGAAAAUGUCUUUUUUAAUCCAGUGGUGUCAUUUUUUAAAAGUGUCAUUUUAAAAAAUUCUUUGCAGUAAGAAAAAUACUAUGACUGUGUAACUAAGUCCAAAUAGCGUAUUGUGACCUGGGCAAGUGGCUUCACUUAUUUGAUCAAUAAUUUAAUUAGUGAAAAUGGGGACAAUAAUACCCGUCCAUCUUUACUCCAUGCAUAUUGAGAGGAUAACAUUCAAAAGCACUUUGAAAAUGCUACAAAAAUGAAUUUUUUUUAGUUUGAAUUAUUUCAUUGUAGUCUAGUGGAAGUAAGCACAAGACUUGGUUCUUUCUAGUCCUCAUUGCACAGUAACUUAUGUGACUAUGAACCAAUGAACUUUGUGAACAAACAAGUCACUUUACUCUGGGUCUGUUUCAUCACGAAAAACAACUUGGGGCAGCUAGAUGGUGUAGUAGAUAGAAUAAGGACCCUGAAAUCAGGAAAAUGAGUUCAAAUUCAGCCUCACACUUAAUAUUUCCUAGCUGUGUGAUCCCAGGCACACAGCUCCAAAUGCCUUAGGGAAGAAGGAAAAAAAAAAAAAGUAAACAGACCAUCAGUCACUUUGAAUCAGUUCUACUUUGUACUUUGGACCAGUAGUUUCCAAAUUUAUAUGGCGAGGUUGGACCCUUUCAGGCGGCUUGUUUCUGGUUAUGUUUCAAACUCUAUGGAACAAGAAAGUUAGACUGUCUUUUGCGGGGAUGUUUCACUUUUGUUUUUCAUAUCUCCCAGUCAUAUAUUCUUCACUUCUGAUAAGGACUUCACUGCAGCUGGUUUUCUUUGUAGAACCUGUGUCUAAAACAUACAUUUCAAGUUUUGGGCGAAUGUUCUGUAGUCCUGUUACACUGUGAGUAGAAUUUACCUAAUUUGUCUCACUUGGCCAGAUGUGGGGUGGAGAUGCUAAGUGAUGAACAGGAAGGAAAAACCAAAGGGAAUCUCCACCACUGAAUAACUAAGUUGCUUUUGCAGAAAAAAUUGAAAUGUCCUGCUGAUCAGACACUACUGCCCAGAACAAGGGAUUACUUGUAUAUCUCAGGAAUCAUUUCAAGUUUAGGGGAUCACUGUGAAUUCUGAUCCUAUCAGAGAACAGCUGUGACUAGAAAAUGGAAACUUUAUGCACUUACUGUGGGAUUAAAUGUUUUGUUACUAAUGAAAUGUAAUUGUAAAUGGAAGGACCCUAUUUUUUGCUUCCCUAUUUUCUCAGAAUUGAUCCAAGAAACAAGGUCAUUCCAGAAGAGCAAGAACAAUAACAAUGGCAUUGUGUAUAAAAUAGUUAUGUAUUUAUGAAUUUAUGAUCAAAUUAAAUAUGAAACCUUGUAUAAAAA